AGUUCAUAACGAGAAUGCGGUUGAAUCAACUUUUCAUUUGGAUAACUUUGACGGCCUUAUUGCAAUGGAGUUCGGCUCAGGCGCAGGAGGAGGCGGUUGAGGAGGAGGUGCAUAAUGCACCUGAAGUCAGUGUCAAUGCGAGCGUAGAGCAAUUGCCCAUGAGCACAACUGAAAUGCCAGUAAUUGAAAAAGAAAGGGAACCGGAAUUGGAUCACCUGACAACGGACAUGGUAGUGGAAGACUCCACCAGUCCACCACCAGUAUUGCCCGAGAGUACUGAAGAAAAGGCAGAGGAAAUAGAAGCUGAGACGCCAGAGACUCACUUACCAGCUGAACAGCAUUCUUUAAGCACUGUGGCCACUGAAAAGGAAAAAGCCACCGAUGAAGAACACGAUUCACCUGCAGUGGAGUCCACUGACUAUCAAAAUGAGGAACCGCAACCUGAAGCAACUAUGCCACCCACUAAUCCACCCACCACUAUCGGGACUAUUACCGUACCGACCCUUCCAAAAGUGACCCCACCCCAGCUACCUAUUUAUUGUUUUAGCUGCACCAGCCCACAAAAUGGAACUUGCAUGAGGAAGCCUACCAAACGUUUGCAGUGCCCCUUGAAACAAGGACAACGAAAUGGUUGCUUUACUUUGGUCGAACGUAAUGCCAAAUUAACAAUGCGCGGCUGUCUCACUGAACUUUCCGAAGAAGUCUUGACUUCCUGUCUUACAGACGACAAAUAUUGUCAGAUUUGCUAUGAAAUGACCUGCAAUGAAAAAGAUGCCUUCGAUGCCACAGCUGGUGCCGCUCAAGUAAUCUGGCCAUGUUAUCUAUUAGCUAUCAGCUACUGUCUAAUCAGUUGGCUUAUCUAGGGGAAUCACCUGGCGUUGUGAUGGCGAAAUGUAAUAAAAUAAUAAUACACAUUAUAUAUUUCAUAUACCUACGAAAUCGA
This is a messenger RNA of Drosophila willistoni, 943 nucleotides long. RefSeq lists its product as uncharacterized. The transcript is spliced from 2 exons. NCBI's taxonomy places the organism in Eukaryota, Metazoa, Arthropoda, Insecta, Diptera, Drosophilidae. The record is from RefSeq and is a predicted model, not a curated record. The coding region runs from base 15 to 863 and encodes 282 amino acids.